Messenger RNA from Erinaceus europaeus (western European hedgehog), 3013 nucleotides. It is a transcript of the gene CCKAR, whose product is annotated as cholecystokinin A receptor. The transcript has 5 exons. Gene Ontology annotation, molecular function: cholecystokinin receptor activity; gastrin receptor activity; neuropeptide receptor activity. The coding region runs from base 436 to 1704 and encodes 422 amino acids. The record is from RefSeq and is a predicted model, not a curated record. Lineage: Eukaryota; Metazoa; Chordata; Mammalia; Eulipotyphla; Erinaceidae. Gene Ontology annotation, cellular component: membrane. Gene Ontology annotation, biological process: neuropeptide signaling pathway.
UCCGGCUGCAUCUGGGACCAGGACAGGUUCCUCCACAGAGAAGAGGGACUGGGUCUGUGCCUGCGUGUGUCCACAGCAUGAGAGUAGAGGCACUGCAGGAAGGGUUAACUGGGAGCCAGGCUGCAGCAUUCAGGGCCCUGGGUUGGCCCACGAGGGGAGGGGUGGCCAGGAAGGUGGAGCGGGCUUGGCUUGCGGGAGCUGCCCGCUCCCACACAGGAGAGCAGACAGACUUGUGUCUGGCCGGGGGCUGGGUGUGCUGAAGUGGAGGCCCUUUUAGGAAUGGCAGCACAAGCUCCCCACUGGGGCCCCCACCCUCCCUACCUGGCUCUCCAGGGCAGGGUGCACGUGGGAGACUCUCCAGUGUUGGGGGCGCUAAGCCGGCAGUGAGCAGUGAGCAGUUCACCAGCUCCUGGUGGGAAGCAGCUGCAGGCAAGGAUGGAGGUUGACAGCCUGCUUGUGAAUGGAAGUGCCAUCUCAGGUCCCUGUGAAGAGGGGAUGGAAAACAGGACGCUUUUCUGCCUGGAUCAGCCUCAGCGUUCCAAAGAGUGGCAGCCCGCGGUACAGAUUUUCUUGUACUCACUGAUAUUCCUGCUCAGUGUCCUGGGGAACACACUGGUCAUUACCGUUCUGAUUCGGAACAAGAGGAUGCGAACGGUCACCAACAUCUUUUUGCUCUCCCUGGCCGUGAGCGACCUCAUGCUCUGCCUCUUCUGCAUGCCCUUCAACCUCAUCCCCAACCUGCUCAAGGAUUUCAUCUUCGGGAGUGCGGUCUGCAAGACCACCACCUACUUCAUGGGCACAUCUGUGAGCGUCUCCACCUUUAAUCUGGUAGCCAUAGCGCUGGAGAGAUACAGUGCGAUUUGCAAACCGCUCCAGUCCCGGGUCUGGCAGACAAAGUCCCACGCUUUGAAGGUGAUCGCUGCUACCUGGUGCCUCUCCUUCACCAUCAUGACCCCGUACCCGAUUUACAGCAGCCUGGUGCCUUUCACCAAGAACAACAACCAGACUGCAAACAUGUGCCGCUUCCUUCUGCCCAACGACGUGAUGCAGCAGUCCUGGCACACAUUCCUGUUACUCAUCCUCUUUCUAAUUCCUGGAAUUGUGAUGAUGGUGGCAUAUGGAUUAAUCUCUUUGGAACUUUACCAAGGAAUAAAAUUUGACGCUAACCAGAAGAAGUCUGCCAGAGAAAGGUGUCCCAGCUUGGGCAGCAGCAGGUACGAGGACAGCGACGGGUGCUACCUGCAGAAGCCCAGGCGCCCGAGGAAGGUGGAGCUGCAGCAGCUGUCCAGCAGGGUGGGCCGCGUCCGCAGCAGCAGCUCGGCUGCCAACCUGGUGGCCAAGAAGCGAGUGAUCCGCAUGCUCAUGGUCAUCGUGGUCCUCUUCUUCCUCUGCUGGAUGCCCAUCUUCAGCGCCAACGCCUGGAGGGCCUACGAUUCGGCCUCGGCCGAGCGCCGCCUGUCAGGGACCCCCAUCUCCUUCAUCCUGCUGCUCUCCUACACCUCCUCGUGUGUCAACCCCAUCAUCUACUGCUUCAUGAACAAGCGCUUCCGCCUGGGCUUCCUGGCCACCUUCCCCGGCUGUCCCCACCCUGGUCCCCGAGGGACCCGUGGCGAGGCGGGGGAGGAGGAGGAGGCCAGGACCACCGGGGCCUCUCUGUCCAGGUACUCCUACAGCCACAUGGGGGGCUCUGCCCCAGCCCCGUGAGCACCCCUCCACCCCCUCCCCAGGAGCGGGAAAAUGGAGGGAGGAAGAAAGGAGGAAGAAUAGAAGACCAAUGGCAGCAAGAGACGGAGGAGGCAGGGAGUGAUAGGCUCCAUUCCCAGUGGGGACUCCUCAGUGUCUGCUUCUCAUCCUUGUCCUUCGGGUUCUUUAGCCCCAUACUGGGGGGGAGGAGGGGGUCUUCACUUGGUUUCUAGGAAGGAUAAAUUUAGUAACAUUCAUCCUCAGAAGAACCUUAGCAGGCCAGUCACAGGACCUGACGCAGCAAAUGUAGAUGCCAAACAGGUUUGUUCAAAUGGGGAUGUGAGUUCUAUCGAACUUUGGAAGGUUCCAGAACAUCCAUGACUCCUUCUCCCUCCUCUCCUGCCUCUCCCCACCCCCACUACCACCACUCCAUGAGGAUAUGAUUUGUAUAUUUUUCUGCUUUGCCCCCUUCCCCCUGCCCCCAGAGAGAGUCCAGGCCUCUUCCACACCCACCUCAUCAAGACCACUGAAAGGAACAUAAAGUGAGCCCCUCUUUGGCCAUUUUCUGUAGUGGGAGAACAGUCUGACUUUUCUCAGCGAAGGACAGUCAGAGAAAACAGUCUGUGACAUCAGCAAGCAUAAGCAUCAUUCUCAAAAGUUGAGUAGAAACAUCCUUCUAAGAAAAAAAGAGACUUCAAAGAAAAUAACUUAUGAAAUGCUAUCCUUGAUGGAAUGCUAAGUGCAGGAAAUGAACAGAAAUAGUCAGUUUCUUUCCUAUUAUAAUAUAUAUAUAUACGUAUACAUAUAUUGCUUAAAUACACCUUAAUAUAAUAUUAAAUACUGUGGCUUUUUUUUUUUUUGCCUCAACUUAACUUCUUGUAUUCAUUCAGCAUUUUCUUCUUCGUCCAGAAAGAUCUCUGUAAGAGUUGUGACUUAUGUAUACUUCCCCAAGUAUGGAAAUGUAGUCUGGCCCAUAAUAAAGACAAACCUACUUGGUCAAAGUUAGUAAGUAGCUUUUGAAUGUCAAAAAGAAAAAGUAAAAAGGGUAAAAAAGCCUGUCAAUACAAAAUCUGUAUUUGUUACUGACUGUAUUGGAUUUUUAUGUGUGUAUACCAAGUAUAUAUGUUCAUUACAUAAAAGUAUGCGUGUGUGUGUGUGUGUGUGUGUGUGUGUGUGUGUGUGAAGCUGUACCCCUGAAGCUGUACCCACUCAUGAAGCUGUACCCCUGCAGGUGGGGACCAGGGCUUUGAACCUGGGUCCUUGUACACUGUAAUGUGAGUGCCACCGCCUGACUCCUCUAUCCUUUCUUUUGUGUUUGUGUACAGGGGGG